ACAAACAGGAGAAUGCAAUCCGCCGCUUUUUCGAUGUAAAACGACACACACUUGGUGAUUAGAAAUCGAAAACAGUAGAACAACGAACCCCUGAGAUAAGCCUGAAGAAGAUGACAGAGAUAACACAUGAGCAAAUCUCACGCAUGUUUUUGCUCCAGAUUCCGCCAUGGAUGUCGCUUCUGCUCGGAGCAUCUCUUCACAUCCUUCAUAUUAUGGAAAACCAAUUUGUUCAUCGCAAUCAUCGUUGAUUCGGAUUUCGAGGGAUAAAGUAUGUUGCUUUGCUCGUAUUUCUAAUGGCACAGCGAGCUUUAGUACUUCCCUUCAUGCUCUCCCGAGUGGAAAGUUUAUGGGCGAAACAAGAAGUACUGGCAUUCAAUGGUGUAGCCGCUCUUUAAGAUGGGAUCCUUACAGAUUUCAUGAUAAGAAAUCACAUAGAUUAAGUGAAUUGGCAAGAAAUAUCACUGUGAGAUCAGAUCUUUCGGGAGCUGCAACCCCUGAAUCUUCUUUUCCCGAACCAGAGAUUAAGUUGAGCUCAAGACUCAGAGGGAUAUGCUUUUGUGUUGUUGCUGCCAUUUCUGCCACUUUUCUCAUAGUCCUGAUGAUAAUUGGGCAUCCGUUCGUCCUUCUCUUCGAUCCCUAUAGGAGAAAAUUCCAUCACUUUAUUGCUAAACUUUGGGCUUCCAUAAGCAUUUAUCCGUUUUACAAAAUCAACAUCGAGGGUUUGGAGAAUCUGCCGUCAUCAGACACUCCUGCUGUAUAUGUUUCAAACCACCAAAGUUUUCUGGAUAUCUACACACUUCUCAGUCUUGGAAAAAGCUUUAAGUUCAUCAGCAAGACAGGGAUAUUCGUAAUUCCCAUUAUCGGUUGGGCCAUGUACAUGAUGGGUGUCGUUCCCUUGAAGCGGAUGGACCCAAGAAGUCAAGUGGAUUGCUUAAAACGCUGCAUGGAACUCUUAAAGAAGGGAGCAUCUGUGUUUUUCUUCCCAGAAGGAACACGGAGUAAGGAUGGUCGGUUAGGUCCUUUCAAGAAAGGCGCAUUUACAGUGGCUGCUAAGACGGGAGUUGCAGUAGUUCCAAUAACGCUAAUGGGAACAGGCAAAAUUAUGCCAACAGUCUUGGCCGCAUUGUCACGCCUCCCAGGAAACAGAGUCCUUCCCGAUUCCAAUUAUAGUCCCAGAAGAAGACUUGUCCUUCCAUAUUUCAAAUUUCAUGCUCUUAUCCUCGUUGGAGGCUUCGGGACCAGAUUGAGACCACUUACCUUGACCAUGCCUAAACCGCUUGUUGAUUUUGGAAACAAACCUAUGAUUUUGCAUCAGAUUGAAGCUCUAAAAGCUGCUGGAGUGACUGAAGUUGUAUUAGCUAUCAAUCACCAACAACCAGAGGUCAUGGUGAAUUUUGUGAAAGAAUAUGAGAAGAAGCUAGAGAUUAAGAUUACAUUUUCCCAGGAAACUGAACCGCUUGGGACAGCAGGGCCUCUCGCGCUGGCUCGGGAUAUGCUGGUCGAUGAAUCAGGCCAACCCUUUUUUGUACUUAACAGCGAUGUUAUAUGCGAAUACCCUUUGCUUGAAAUGAUCGAAUUUCACAAGACUAACUGCGCUGAAGCUUCAAUUAUGGUGACCAAGGUUGAUGAUCCUUCCAAGUAUGGUGUGGUGGUUACGGAGGAAGGUACAGCGAGAGUUGAAAGUUUUGUAGAGAAACCGGAACAUUUUGUGGGGAACAAGAUUAACGCUGGGAUAUACCUCUUGAACCCAUCUGUUCUCGACAGGAUUGAGCUGAGACGGACUUCCAUAGAGAAAGAGAUAUUCCCUAAGAUAGCUUCAGAGAAGAAGCUUUACGCGAUGGUACUACCUGGUUUUUGGAUGGACAUUGGUCAACCGAAAGAUUACAUAACCGGGCAAAGAAUGUACCUUAACUCUCUAAGAGAGAAAGCUUCGCAAGAAUUGGCUACAGGGAAUAACAUAAUUGGAAAUGUGCUCGUAGACAAAAGUGCGGUUAUAGGAGAUGGUUGCUUGAUAGGACCUGAUGUGGUGAUCGGUCCGGGAUGUGUGAUUGAUUCAGGUGUAAGAUUGUUUGGUUGUACUGUCAUGCGCAGUGUUUGGAUCAAGGAACAUGCGUGCAUCUCUAAUAGUAUCGUGGGAUGGGACUCGACCGUUGGAAAAUGGGCUCGGGUUGUUAACAUAACGGUUCUUGGCAAAGAUGUUAAUGUCGCCGAUGCAGAGGUUUACAACAGCGGGGUUGUUAUCGAAGAGCAAGGAAAAAGCAUGUUAGACUGUGCCAAAAAAGCAGUGAAAUCACAAGUAAUCAGUGGCCAUCUCGAGAAGUUUGUAAGGUUGGAUAGUAUGGAUUCUAGGUACUCUCAGACUUCUGAUGCUGGUCUAAACAGAUGCACUCUCAACCUACAAGGACCAACACGUGGUGGUGCUCAGGGCAACAAUGUAUCUUCUGGUUCCUUUAAGAAAGGAUUUAGAAAAGGGUCUAAAGGUCUUUGGUCUAUAGGUAGAUCAAUUGGUUUGGGGGUUUCACGAGCAGUUUUUCCUGAAGAUCUUAAAGCAUCAGAGAAGAAGAUUUUUGAUCCACAAGACAAGUUUCUUUUGCUCUGCAACAAGCUGUUUGUUACUUCUUGCAUUCUCGCUGUGUCCGUGGAUCCGCUGUUCUUGUAUCUUCCGUUUGUUAAGGAUAAUGAGAAAUGUAUCGGUAUAGACCGGAGAUUGGCUAUCAUAGCAACUACGCUGCGGACAGUGAUCGAUGCGUUUUAUCUUUUUCAUAUGACUCUUCGGUUUAGGACAGCUUUUGUCGCCCCUUCUUCUCGGGUUUUUGGGCGAGGCGAACUUGUGAUCGACCCUGCACAGAUAGCAAAACGGUAUUUGCAGCAGUAUUUCAUCAUUGACUUUCUCUCUGUGCUUCCACUUCCACAGAUUGUAGUUUGGAGAUUUAUUGGCAUCUCUGGAGGUGCAAGUGUGCUGGCAACAAAGCGGGCGUUGCGAUCGAUCAUUUUACUUCAAUAUAUUCCGAGAUUCAUUCGGCUGUAUCCUUUGAGCUCAGAGUUAAAGAGAACAGCUGGUGUUUUUGCUGAAACUGCUUGGGCUGGUGCAGCUUAUUACUUGCUACUCUACAUGCUCGCAAGUCAUAUUGUUGGGGCUUUAUGGUACUUAUUGGCUUUAGAACGCUAUAAUGGAUGCUGGAGCAAGGCUUGCAGUAAUAAUAGCCUGGACUGUCAAAGAAACUUCCUCUUUUGUGGUAAUGAAAAUAUGGAUGGUUAUGCAGCUUGGUCUAACAUCAAAGAUUCUGUUCUUCAAACAAAUUGUCCAGUUAAUACAACCGAUAAUCCUCCUUUUGAUUUCGGAAUCUACUUAAGAGCCCUGUCUUCUGGCAUUGUCUCAUCUAAGAGCUUUGUCUCUAAGUACUUCUUCUGUUUAUGGUGGGGACUUCAGAAUCUCAGCACUCUUGGUCAAGGGCUUCAAACCAGUACAUAUCCUGGAGAGGUUAUAUUCUCCAUAGCACUUGCUAUUGCUGGACUUCUUCUCUUUGCUCUUCUUAUUGGAAACAUGCAGACUUAUCUUCAAUCCCUUACUAUACGGCUUGAAGAAAUGAGAGUGAAAAGACGCGACUCCGAACAGUGGAUGCAUCAUCGAAUGCUUCCACCGGAACUGCGGGAACGAGUCAGAAGAUAUGACCAGUACAAAUGGUUGGAGACACGCGGAGUUGAUGAAGAGAACUUGGUUCAGAAUCUCCCAAAGGAUCUGAGAAGAGAUAUCAAACGCCAUCUCUGUCUGGCUUUGGUUCGGAGGGUUCCAUUGUUUGAGAAUAUGGAUGAGAGGCUGCUCGAUGCAAUCUGUGAGCGGUUGAAGCCGUGUCUGUACACAGAGAGCUCUUAUUUGGUUCGGGAAGGAGACCCGGUUAAUGAGAUGCUCUUCAUUAUCCGUGGUCGGCUUGAGAGUGUGACCACUGAUGGCGGGAGAAGCGGUUUCUUCAACCGCAGUUUGCUAAAAGAAGGAGAUUUCUGUGGGGAAGAGCUUUUGACAUGGGCACUUGAUCCCAAAUCCGGUUCCAACCUACCGUCCUCUACCAGAACCGCAAAGGCUUUAACUGAAGUAGAGGCUUUCGCUUUAAUAGCAGAUGAGCUCAAAUUUGUAGCUAGCCAGUUCAGGAGAUUACACAGCAGGCAAGUUCAACACACAUUCAGAUUCUACUCACAACAAUGGAGGACUUGGGCUGCUAUUUUCAUACAAGCCGCGUGGCGACGAUACGUGAAGAAGAAGAAACUUGAGCAACUCAGGAAAGAAGAAGAAGAAGGAGAAGGAUCAGUUACGAGCAUCAGAGCGACGUUCCUGGCUUCAAAGUUUGCUGCAAAUGCACUUCGUAAAGUUCACAAGAACCGUAUUGAAGCAAAGUCUACUAAAGAACUUGUGAAAUAUCAGAAGCCUUCAGAACCUGAUUUCUCUGCUGAUGAUCCUUCUUGACCAAAUUUUACAGAAAGUAUGAACGCUAAUAACUUGUAUAACUCAGAUUGAAUUUUAUUGUUUGAUUUGUGCUGCUACAUUGAGGUAACGAAAAAGGUGGUAAUAUAAAUGAUUAUUUGUG
Molecule: messenger RNA, 4580 nt
Organism: Arabidopsis arenosa
Lineage: Eukaryota; Viridiplantae; Streptophyta; Magnoliopsida; Brassicales; Brassicaceae
Source: the annotation of a GenBank genome assembly